Candida albicans SC5314 is the source of this 2388-nucleotide messenger RNA. RefSeq lists its product as uncharacterized. Lineage: Eukaryota; Fungi; Ascomycota; Pichiomycetes; Serinales; Debaryomycetaceae. The transcript has a single exon. The record is from RefSeq and is a predicted model, not a curated record. Bases 1 to 2388 code for a protein of 795 amino acids. Gene Ontology annotation, molecular function: peptide-N4-(N-acetyl-beta-glucosaminyl)asparagine amidase activity; carbohydrate binding. Gene Ontology annotation, biological process: protein quality control for misfolded or incompletely synthesized proteins; glycoprotein catabolic process; carbohydrate metabolic process. Gene Ontology annotation, cellular component: cytosol; nucleus.
AUGAAUUUCAUUCUCACAAUUAUCUUUCUCAUAUCGAAUUAUUUGCUAGUUGUUGAAUCAGUUGCAAUCAAAAAUUUGUACUCCUAUUUAUCACUUCACAAAAAAGACAAUGCUGGUGAUAGUUCCAAUGACGUCUUCAAAAACGUAGACUUGUUUUACGGUACAGAUAAAAAUGGUCACAUGUUCCCCGGUAUAACCCAACCUUUUGGAAUGGCUAAAGUGGGAGUUGACGUUAAUGAUCCUGGUUUCGGUGAUUCUUAUUCUGGAUAUGCUCCUAAUGGUGUAAUCACGGGGAUUUCUAUGAUGCACGAGAGUGGAACUGGAGGUGCUCCUCAAUAUGGUGUGGUUUGUCAACUACCUUAUACCGAUGAAACUUUGGCUGGUGAUCAAGAAUUAUCAUUAAAUAGAACUAAGAAAGAUAGUGCUACCAUUGGACAAUAUUUUGUUAAUACUCCAAACAUUGACAUCGAGUUCACAUCUGGUGAAAGAAGUGGAUUAUUCAAGUAUAAUUUCCAUUCUGGUGAUAAAGCUAAUGUAUUGGUUAACGCAUCACAUCAUUUAUCAGCACCUAAACGACCACAAUGGACACAACAUUUUGUCAAAGGUUCCAUUAAAACGAAAAACAACAAUGGAUAUAUUGGUCAAACUACCAUUAAAGGUGGUUGGGGUGAUCAAUCUGAUUGGACAAUUUACUUCUGUGGUGAAUUUAAUGCUGAUUUUACUCAAGUUACCAGUUUUGCUAAUGGAGAAAUUUCUUACAACUCCAACCAAGCCAAUUCAAGCAAAGGUGAUGAUUCAAUGGGGUUAAGUUUCCAAUUCAAUAAACAAGAUUUGAAAAAUAAUGAACUUAUUAGUCGUGUUGGGAUAUCAUUUAUCUCCACUGAUAAAGCUUGUGCAAAUAUUGAAGACAAAAAUUUUGAUUUCGAUUCAAUGGUUCAACAGAAUCAACAACAAUGGAAAAAUGAAGUUUUCCAGAAAUUUGAAAUUCAACAUGACAAUCAAACUGUUGUUGAUCAAUUUUACACCAAUUUGUAUGGGAUUCAUUUGUUACCAUCUAACCGAACUGGCGAAAAUCCAAAUUGGGAUAAUCAGGACAAUAUUGUUUAUUAUGAUGAUUUCUUUACUAUUUGGGAUACAUUCAGAACAUUAAAUCCAUUAAUCAAUAUAAUUAACCCAACAAGAGGUGCUGAGAUUGUGCAAUCACUUGCUAACACUUACAAAAACGAUGGAUAUGCUCCAGAUGCCCGUUCAGCAAAUCAGAAUGGUCGUGUUCAAGGUGGUACCAAUUCUGAUAUUGUCAUUGCUGAUGCUUAUGUGAAGAACGUGGCAAACAAUGUUGAUUGGAAAUUAGCUUAUGCAUCAAUGGUUAAAAAUGCUGAAGUUGCUCCACCAUACUGGUAUGACCUGUAUUCACCAACUGAUUCCUCCAAGCAAGGUCGUGGUGCCUUACCAGACUGGUUGAAAUAUGGAUAUAUCACUCGAAACUAUACACGUUCUGUUAGUAGAACUGUUGAAUACGCAUAUGAUGAUUAUGCAGUUUCAGUUUUGGCUAAAGAUUUUGGUUCUUCAGAUGAUCACGAUAAAUACUUGAAGCGUUCGGCCAAUUGGCAAAACAUUUGGAAUUUCGAUGCCUCAACAAACCAUUAUCAUUAUACUGGAUUUCUCCAACCAAAAAAUGCUGACGGUUCAUUUAAUUAUACCAGCUAUGAUCCUUUAAAUUGUUAUGGAUGUUAUUGGGGUAACGAUGAAUACGAAGCUAAACCAAUUGAAUAUGGUUGGUCAAUGCUUUAUGAUAUGGAAACAUUGAUUGAAUUUAUUAAUCAUAAUAAUAACGACAAAGAUAACGAUGCAUCAUUGGUUAUUCAACGAUUAGAUGAUAUGUAUUUAUUACAUGGACAUGAAAAAAUUGUUGAUGUGGGGAAUGAACCUAGUUUUGCUACUCCUUAUUUGUAUAAUUUUAUCAAUCAACAAUAUCGAUCAGUGGAAUUGGUCAGAUAUAUCAUGAACACAUAUUUCAAGACAGGAGAAAGUGGAUUGCCAGGUAAUUCUGAUGCUGGAUCAAUGCAGUCAUGGGUAAUAUUUGCCAUGAUGGGAAUUUACCCUAUUCCUGCUACUACUACUUACUUGAUCACAUCUCCAUUUGUAUCAAGUUUGACAAUUAAUUUGGAAAAUGGUGCUCAAUUCAAAGUAAAAGCUAAUAAUUUAUCAGAAAAGAAUAUUUAUGUUCAAUCAUUAAAGAUUAAUGGCAAAAAAUGGAAUAAAAAUUGGGUUGAUCAUAAUACGUUAUUUGGAAAAAAUGGAGGCGCCAUUGAAUUUGAAUUGGGUGAGAAUCCUGUGGUUUGGGAAACUGGUGAAAGACCACCUAGUCCUGGACAUUAUAAAUUAUAA